UAUUUGCUAGAGCUACAAUGUAAAGAAUGCAUUUUGCAACCGUUUUCUAUAAAAACCAUGGAAUUCUAUUGUUCACCACCAUAAUUUCAAAAAUCUUUCACUGUUAAAUAAAAAUGAAGUUGACAUAUUUAUUUUUCUUCGUGAGUUUGGUGUCUUUCUCUUUGGGGAAUGCAUCUGAUCAAGCUUUGCUGGUGCGACACAGACGUCAGGUUGACUUCAUAGGAAAUACACAAUCACUCGUCCAAGAAUUAGCCCAGAAUCUGCAGAAAGCUGCUCAAGAUGCUAUAGAUGCUACUAAGAAGUUCAACGAAGGUCUACAAGAGCAAGCAAAGCUUUUCACGGAAAAAGUAGCAAACGACUUGAAGAGUUUAAGAGAACGUGUCAACAAUGCCAUCAACAGCUUCACUGACAGAUUCACAGGCGCCGGAGCUGCAGUUCAAACUUGCAUAGAGAACUUUAGGAAAGAAAUUGAUGUAAUUUUUACCGAAACCGUGGAACAAUCUAAAGAUUGUGCCGAUGAGAGAAUAAAGGAAAUCGGUGAGUUAAUCGAAAACCUCAAACUGCUCUCAUCGAAUGCUACGGGGUUUGCAAGUAAUGCUGUGGAAGAGUUAAGAAAUUGCCGACACGACAGUUCUGGAUUCCUAGCUACUGGAUCAUGCUUUGGAAGCGUUGCUGUUAGAACUGAAUUACAGGGAGCUGCAUUCUUAACCCAAAGUGGAUUAUUGAUUACUCGUACCAACUUGGCUCUGGCAACUUUACCUGCAGCACUCGAGGUUUGUGCUGGCACUCGUCUCCUUGCGGCCGGAGUAAACUCAGCAAAAUUUGUGGUAGAAAUCGGCACCUGCUCAGCCUCUUCGGUUUAUUCUUCACUUACAAGAAAUAAAUUUUCUUAAAAUUAAACGGCUAUUAACUACAA
Molecule: messenger RNA, 916 nt
Organism: Maniola jurtina (meadow brown)
Lineage: Eukaryota; Metazoa; Arthropoda; Insecta; Lepidoptera; Nymphalidae
Exons: 5
Coding region: 114-893 (259 amino acids)
Source: RefSeq, a predicted model, not a curated record